GGCUCGACAGCGGGCACCGCGUCAUCUGGCAAGGCAGUGGGCUCCGAGUCAACAGGCACGACAGUGAGCACCGGGGCAUCAGGUACCGGAUUGUCUGGCUCGACAGCGGGGCAUCGGGUCACCAGGUAUGACAGCGGGCACUGGGUCACCAGGCAUCAGGUCAUUUGGCUUGUCAGCGGGCACCGCGUCAUCUGGCAAGGCAGUGGGCUCCGAGUCAACUGGUAUGACCGCGGCACUGGGUCAGACAUUGGAUCGUCUGACUGGACAGCGGGCACUGGGUCACCAGGCAUCAGGUCAUUUGGCUCGACAGCGGGCACCGCGUCAUCUGGCAAGGCAGUGGGCUCCGAGUCAACAGGCACGACAGUGAGCACCGGGGCAUCAGGUACCGGAUUGUCUGGCUCGACAGCGGGCAUCGGGUCACCAGGCAUCAGGUCAUUUGGCUUGUCAGCGGGCACCGCGUCAUCUGGCAAGGCAGUGGGCUCCGAGUCAACUGGUAUGACCGCGGGCACUGGGUCAGACAUUGGAUCGUCUGACAGAGGUGUGUGACUGAAGCAGGGAAACGCAGACCUCAGAU
Messenger RNA from Staurois parvus, 574 nucleotides. The record is from the annotation of a GenBank genome assembly. Lineage: Eukaryota; Metazoa; Chordata; Amphibia; Anura; Ranidae.